Molecule: messenger RNA, 1143 nt
Organism: Mizuhopecten yessoensis (Yesso scallop)
Lineage: Eukaryota; Metazoa; Mollusca; Bivalvia; Pectinida; Pectinidae
Product: atrial natriuretic peptide receptor 3-like
Exons: 6
Coding region: 122-1117 (331 amino acids)
Source: RefSeq, a predicted model, not a curated record
AAUAUCCAAUUGAACGGUCUUAAUUUCCGUGUGUGAUCCAUAGGAGCAUUAUUGAAAACGCUUUAUCAUUAUUGACGACAUGGAUACUACGAACAAUUAGGAUACGGAAAAUUAAUUGGAUAUGGAUAAAAUUUUAGCGUUCCUGAUCCUCGCCAGUCUGGUCGUUAGUGUCCGGACGAUGGUCAACACCCCGGCGCUGAGACUUCUGCUGCUGUUACCGGAGCGGAAGGGCAGCUUUUACUACCCAUUUGGAAUGGAGAAGACAGGAGCAGCGGUGUACGUUGCUUUGGAUGACAUUAAGGCGGAUGGUCUCCUGCUAAACAUGACCAUAGAGGUGGACAGAAUCAACACAAAAUGUAACGACGUGUACGCUCUCGGAGUGGGGAGUGACUAUCUACAUACACACACGUACCACGGUAUUAUAGGACCGCAGUGCUCGGGAGUAUGUCGUCACAUAGGCAGGUUGGCUGCCUAUUACAAUCUUCCAUGUUUGACGGGUGUUUGCCAAGAUACAGAAAUGCUCAACAAAGACACGUUCAAGACGCUGACCAGGCUACUAGGAACGUUUGACAAGGUGGGGCACGCAGUUAGGGGAAUCAUGGUUCAUUUUAAAUGGAAACGGAUUGGAAUUAUUUCCCAGAAGCACACUGACCGAAUAUGGAAGUACACACGCGAAGCUGUAGAAGAGGUGGUGACCGGGGCGGGCAUGCUGGUAGCUGUAAGUAAGGAGUAUAACGCUGCCACAAACGACAGCCUCAAGGCCAUUCUGGCGGAGGUAGCCUCGCUUUCAAGAAUUAUUGUUCUUGCUGUACGGGGUGAGACAUUGAGGACGCUAAUGGUCUUAGCUCACGAGAUGGCGCUUACAUCGGGAGACUACAUGUUUAUCAGCGUUUACUAUUAUGCCUCCGCGAAAACGUUUGGCGACAUCUCCUGGCUACAGAACGACGAAUAUGAUGACGUUGCGAUGACAGCUUACACCUCCCUGAUUUUUGUUUCUUACUUCACGCCACUGACACAUCUAUACCGGAAGUUCGAAGACGACGUUAAAAGAAAGUCCGAGACGCUGUUUAACUAUACGUACCAAGCUGAUGAAGGCGUAAGCGUGUUUAGUGUUUAGUAUAUGCUAAACUUACAUCAUGCUGA